Molecule: messenger RNA, 967 nt
Organism: Cyanistes caeruleus (blue tit)
Lineage: Eukaryota; Metazoa; Chordata; Aves; Passeriformes; Paridae
Source: RefSeq, a predicted model, not a curated record
AUGCCGGCCACUGUCCUGGGAAGCCGAGUGGCCGGUGGGGAGCUGGGGUCCGGCUGCGGGGUGACCAGUGCUGGCAGGGAUGGACAGCCCCUGGAGCACCCCCUUCUGAGUUGCAGGACCACCCUGGAGCUGCAGUUCAUCAUCUCCGGGUGCCUCUCCAUCGGCGCCGAGAAGAGCCCCACGGAAUGCGCGGUGAAGGGCAGCCAGACCAUGAACGUCAUCAGUGCCAUCUUCGCGCUCCUGGGAAUCGUGGCCUUCAUCGUGGACCUCAACCUCAACGGGCUCUACCGCUCCAACUUCAACUACUACAGCUAUCUCGUCCUGCUCGCAGGGAAUGGGAUUUCCAUCGUGCUGCUCAUCUUCACCAUCCUGGAAUUCUGCAUCGCCGUGGCCACCGCCAAUUUCUGGUGCCGGGCCACCCGCCUCAGCUCCAACGAGGCAAUGCUGAUUGUCCCCAGUGCCACCCGUGUGGAUCUGGCCGUGCCACCAGCGGAGCUGCCUCAGCCUCCCAGCUACACUGAGCUGACUGCUCCUGAAGUCUGACACUGAGGAUGCUGGAAUGGGAUCCUGCCUCCUUUGCUCCUAAAUCCCAGGGCUACGGCAUCCUCCUCCUACUGUGCUGCCGGCUGGGAUGUGCUGGUCCCCCCCCAAAAAAGCCAGGGACACCCCCAAAUUCCCUGCCCCUGUGCCCCUGGGCCUGGUCUGAGGGGCUCCACUUGCUGGCUGCUGUGGGAAGGGGCUUCUCCAGGGGGGAAUCUUGGGCAAUUCCUGCCUGUAAAUUCCUGGUGGGGAUGCUGGGGUUCACUCAAGUUGGGGUUCAGGAAUUCCUGGUGGUCUGGUGGUUUGGAGUGAGCCUGAUGUGUGCCAGGAGCCGGGUGGGUCACUGGAGCAUCUACCUCGGCUCGUCCCCUGUUGGCUUCAUUUUAUCUUGGGAAUAAAUGCUCUCUCCGGGCUUGUGUCUCCUGAA